Molecule: messenger RNA, 791 nt
Organism: Sinocyclocheilus grahami
Lineage: Eukaryota; Metazoa; Chordata; Actinopteri; Cypriniformes; Cyprinidae
Product: tankyrase-1-like
Exons: 7
Molecular function (GO): protein binding
Source: RefSeq, a predicted model, not a curated record
UAGUUCCUCUGCAUAAUGCCUGCUCUUAUGGUCACUAUGAGGUCACAGAGCUCCUGCUGAAGCACGGGGCGUGCGUUAACGCUAUGGACCUGUGGCAGUUCACGCCGCUGCACGAGGCGGCCAGUAAGAAUCGAGUGGAGGUGUGUUCACUGCUGCUGAGUCACGGCGCUGAUCCCACACUGCUCAACUGCCACGGCAAGAGCGCGGUGGAUGUGGCGCCCACACCUGAACUUAAAGAGAGACUCACCUAUGAGUUCAAAGGUCACGCGCUAUUGCAAGCGGCCCGCGAGGCGGACAUGGCAAAGGUCAAGAAAACUGCUCAAGAGAUCAUCAGCUUCAAACAUCCUCACUCGCACGACUCUGCUCUGCACUGCGCCGUAGCCUCUCCUCAUCCCAAACGCAAACAGGUCACAGAGCUGCUGCUACGGAAAGGUGCCAACAUUCACGAGAAGAACAAGGAUUUUAUGACUCCGUUCCAUGUCGCGUCUGAACGAGGUCAUAAUGACGUGCUUGAAGUCCUUCAGAAACACGGAGCAAAGGUGAACGCUGUGGACACACUGGGACAGACAGCCCUGCACAGGGCGGCCCUCGCCGGUCACAUCCAGACUUGCAGACAAUUGCUGAGUUACGGAGCCGACCCGUCAAUCGUUUCACUGCAGGGCUUCACUGCGUCACAGAUGGGCAAUGAAGCCGUACAGCAAAUACUCAAUGAGAACAUUCCUCCUCGUAAUUCGGAUGUGGAUUACCGCUUCCUUGAGGCUGCUAAAGCCGGAGACCUUGAUACAGUGAAG